UUAUGUUCAUUUCAUGAUAUUAUCAUAAUUUCGUGUACAUUUGGCUUAUUCGUAUUCUAUUUAUAUUUAUUAUUUAACUAAGUACACCUCGAUUAUGAAUCGAAAUAAAUAAAUCAAAAUCAUAAUAAACAUGGAUAACACGGAAACUAAGACGCAACACGAUGUUUCUAAGAAAAAUUCCUUUGACGAACUAUCUAAAGAGGAACUGAUUACGAAGUGUAAAAACUUGCUUCUAAUUGCUCAAAAAGCAAGGCAUUCCAAGCAAGAGCUUCAAGGUGAAAUAGACCAAUAUAAAGUCAAGCAACAGGAAUAUGAAAACUCAAAGAAACAAUAUGAUGAAAAAAUUCAUACUCUUGAAGAACUUGCUAAUUCUCUUACUGAGCAGAAACUUAACUACAUAACUGACCUUGAGUCUGCCCAAAAUAAAUUGAAAAAUUUAAAUCAACAGUGUAUAAAGUAUGAGGAAGAAAUAAAAAAUCACAAAGCAGAUUUAGUGAUAAAAGAAAAAAAAUAUGCAGACUCGCUUAUAAAGUUAUCCGACCUGGACAGUGAAAAUAUAUCAUUCAAAAGACAAAAUACCAGACUUGUGGAGGAAAAUGAGCAACUUCUUAACCAGCUGUCUGAGUUAGAAAUAAGGAUAGAUGAGUUCAAUCAUAUUGGACUACAGCAACGAGAACAAUUAAAGGUGUUAGAAGAAAAACUCCAGUCAGAAUCUGCAUUUGAAGCAACAUUUAAUGAACUUAACGACAAAAUUGCUGAUCUAGAAAGUCAACUUAAAUCAUCAGAAAAUACUGAUGAAGUUAAGAAUAAAACAGUUGAAUAUGAAAAUAAGAUAAAGGAGUUAACACAACUAUAUGAGAAUGAAAAAGUCAACCAAGAAAAAUCUAGCAUUAAGUUAAAAAGUUACAGAGACAAAAUAUCUAAAUGUGCUGCUUGCAUAUCUCAACUUAAAAAUUCCAGAUUCAUAUUAUCAAAAACAGUUAAAGAAUAUUCAGAAAACAUUCCUAAAUGGCAAAACGACAUUAUCGCGGCUUCCGUCGUUUUAGAUGGCCAGUUAAAAAAGGUUAAUGAAGAAAAUAAUAGGUUAAAAGAUAAGUUAGCCGUAUUAGAGGAGCAAUUAAAACAACAGACUGGUGUAACAGACUGUGAUUCUAUAGUACCAACGUUAAAACAAGAAGUUCACGCCCUAAGAAACCAAAUUAUCCAAUUACAUAAUCAAAAAGAUGAUUUGGAACAAAAUAACAAGGAACUAACAAAACACUUACAAGCUCUUAAAGAUAAUAUCCAAGAUAGUGAUAACGUAAAACAUGAACUGGAAAAACUAGGGGAAAAAUAUGAAGCUUUAUUAAUUAGGAACACAGAAUUGGAAAAAGCAGAGACCAAGAAUGCGGAAAUCAUUGACCAGCUACAGAAAAAAAAUACAAAUAACGAAGUUAUGCAACAUUUGAAAUUACAAAUAAGAGCUUUGGAAAGCGAAAAAUCUACACUAGUCAAAGAGAAACUUAAUGCUAGGGACAUGUCUCUGGAAUUAGAAGGGAAAAAUAAUACCUUGACCAGUCAAAUUCAAAAAAUGCAAAAUGAUAUACACAAUUUGAACUUAAAAAUUAAUGAAUUACUGAAAGAGAACGAAAUUGUACACGAACGUGCAAAAUCUGAAAAAGAUGGACAAGUCAGUGUGUUAAAAUGUCAAGUGGCAGCUCUUCAAGAGCAAAAUGAUUUACUGAAAAAAGAGUAUGAGAGUAUGGUCGAUAUUAAUGGAUUAUUAAAGGAAGAAGUUGAAACUCUGAAAUUAUCUUUAGAACAGCCCAAGGAUGAGUCCGAUAAUAUGUCUGAAUUACAUGUUUCAUUGCAAGCUGAUAUUGUAAAGUUAGAAACAAAACUGUCGGCGUACAAACAGGAAAAUGCUUCACUUAUAGCCGAAGUUAAAGAGUCGCGUUCGAAACUAAAAGAGUUUGAUAGCCUAGUAGCUGAAAAUGAAGAUGCAAAAUUAAAACUUUCCAGUUAUAAAACGGAAAACGCAGAGUUACUAAACGAAAUGAAAGAAAUAAAUCAAGUACUUAAAGAACGUGGAGAGAGUAUAUCUAAAUUACAAAAAGCUAUUGGUGAAAUGGAGAGGUUAAUAGAUACAUUAGAAAAAGACAGGGACAUUUCUAAUCAAGAAAAAGAAGAACUUUGUAAAACAAUAGGAGUGUUAGAACAUGAUUUAUCUAAUGCAAAACAGAAAACAACUGAAGAGAGUGUCAUAAGCCAAAAGUUAUUAUCUGACAGAGAAACUGCAAAUAAGAGCUUGGCUGAGAAAGAAGCUGUAAUUUUGGCUUUAAGAGAAGAAAUAGAGAAACUCAAACAACAGUCUUGUUCUGCUGCGGACAUAAGUAAUGAAGAUAUGUCUACUUCAACGAUAUCUAAAGCGGAAGAAUAUUCCCGUAUGCGAGAUUUAGAUGAAACUUUUGAGGAAAAGUACACAAAGCUACGAAUUUUUGCUUUGAAAUUAAAAAAGAAGUUGAAUGAAACCAUGAUGCAGUUGCAAAGUGCAGAAAAAGAAAAAGAGAAACUUACCAAGUUACUUGAAGAGUCUCCCAAAACGAUGGCAGCCUCGAAUGACGAGGUCGACCACGGGCACACGGACCACACUCGGCAGGAACAAACAAACCAGGCUCUAAUAGCGGAACUCGAGACAAAAGUGAAAAGUCUCACUCUCUCUGUCCAGUCAAUGGAGAGUUCUGCGAGCGAAUUACAACUACUUAAAGGUGAACUUGCAAGUGUAAACCAGAGGUUAGAAGCUGAAAUAGAGGCACACAAGGCUACAAAGGAGAGCCUGGAUAAGGCUCGUCGCGAUGUUAAGAAAAAAGACGUCCUCAGCCUAGAAAUGGAAGAUUAUGAGAAAUCUAUGAAAGAGUUAACUGCAAAAAUGCAAGAAAACAAGAAAAAAAUAGUACAGAUGGAGUCUACAAUCGAUACACAAGAAGGAACCAUCGCCUCAAUGAAAGUACAAAUUAAUUUGUUAGAAGAACAAAUAAAGGCUGAAGAAACACAGAACCGGUUGAUCCGAGAAGAAUUACAAAAUGCUAUCGACGACUCAAAAGAAAAGGACGAAGUUAUUCAAGCAAAAAAUAACAUCAUUUCAAAAUUAGAGCAAGAAGUCGAGGACGAGAAGCGGAAAAAUGAAGAAUCCAGCCUUGAGACUACCUCUUUACUAAGUGAUAAAGAAAAGAUAAUCAUCAGUCUCGGCCAAGACAAGGCGGAAUUGAAUAACAAAAUGAAACGAAUCGAAUUCAAGUGUGUUGAACUAAAUGACCAAUUGAAUAUCACAAAAAUGGAGUUGGAGGACUUAAAGACUGAACAUGCUAGUUAUAAGGUUAGAGCUCAAGCCGUGCUGCGACAAAAUCAGACGGUAGAUCACAGCCAGGAGGAGCGGCUGAAGGAAGAAGCCGCUGCGUUUAGGGCUCACAUCGAAACCCUUACGUCUAAACUGGCGACCGUCCAGUCGCAGUGUUCCGCGGCAGAGGAGGAAGCGGCGGCGGCGCGGCGGCGCGCCGCGGAGUCUGCGGGCGAGCUGGCGCGGGCGCAGCAGCGGGCGACGAGGCUGCACGCCGACCUAGCGCGCCUCACCCAGCAACUCGAAACCGAGCGGACGCACCACAAGCUACAAGUAUCAACACUCACACAAUGUUACAAGACUCAAAUGGCAGACAUGGAGGCGCGGCACCACGCCGAGUGUGACGAGCUGAGGAACCAGCUGACGAUCGCGCAGGAGACCGCGCCGCUGCCGCUGCCCGACCUCGACAACCGCAACUACGUGCCCGUCAUACCCAAGGAGGACAGCGACUCGGAGAUGGACAUCAAUGUGUCCAUGAUACCGAGAGAAGAAGGAGAGGGUUCAGAGUCGGCGCCAUCGCCACCGCCUUCAAAGUACAAAGCCGAAGGGGCGAAGGGCGGCGCGCAUUCGCCGGUGCCGCUGGAGCGGCUGCUGGAGGAGGGCGUGCCCGAGGACGAGGCCUCCGACGCCGCGGCCCUCGGCCUCACGCCCGACCAGGAGAUCCUGGACCUGCGCCGCAAGCUGCUGUCGCAGCAGCAGAGAGUGAAACACGUGACCGUCCUGCUGGCGGAGUCGGAGCGCGAGUGCGCGCGCAUGGCGCAGCUGAGCGAGCUGCUGAAGGGCGAGCUGCGGCGCGUGCGCGGCGGCGCCGGCAACUCCGCGCACAACGCCGAGUACAUGAAGAACGUCACGCUUAAGUUCCUGACGCUACCUCCGGGCGACGAGCGCAGUCGGCUGGUGCCCGUCCUGCAGAAGAUCCUGUCGCUGACCAAUGAGGAGACGAGCAAAAUUCAGGCGGUUGCUAAAGGAAUGGACCCAAAUCCUAAAGGCUGGGGAAGCUAUCUGCCUUGGCCUGGGGGAAAGUAGCAUUGUAUUUUUGUAGCCGUAUGCUUCGAUGAAAUUAGAAAUGAAAAUAAAAAGGUUUAACAAACAAAUUAAAUACUUUAUAUAUAUAAAAAAUGUUACAUUGAUUGUAGGUAUCGAUGAAAUUAAUUUCAAAAGUAUGUAAUUUUGCCUAUUAAAAAUUGUUUAAUCGAGAAAUAGAUGACUUCUAAUUGAUUAU
Cydia amplana is the source of this 4598-nucleotide messenger RNA. It is a transcript of the gene GCC185, whose product is annotated as GRIP and coiled-coil domain-containing protein 2. The transcript has 15 exons. The coding region runs from base 131 to 4402 and encodes 1423 amino acids. NCBI's taxonomy places the organism in Eukaryota, Metazoa, Arthropoda, Insecta, Lepidoptera, Tortricidae. The record is from RefSeq and is a predicted model, not a curated record.